UUUGAUCAUAUAUGUAUCUUUCUAUAACAACACCAAAUUUUCAUAUAUUUUUUCCAUACCAUAUAUAGUUAAGCCAACUAGUUUAAAUUAAGGUGCUCUUUUAUCCUACCAAUAAAUGGAGAAUCAGUCGAUGCCCUUUCUUGGUUCAACAAGCUGUGUUCGAACCAUUUCUUCUGACUCCUUUUCAAAUUCGAUAAAUAUUGGUUAUAACUCUAUGAAUGGAUGGACCUCGGGAUUAAAGACCGAGAUUUCUAAUUCUACAGCAAGAGAGCAAAACAUAACCAACAUCAAAAACAGCCUUAUGGGAGUGGUUUCAUCAGAAAUUCAUACUACCAAUAUUAUAUCAUCCCUUAAGAAAAAGGGGGAUAAGAAAAUUAAGAAGCCUAGAUUUGCUUUCCAAACAAGAAGCCAAGUUGAUAUUCUUGAUGAUGGAUAUCGCUGGAGAAAAUAUGGACAAAAAGCUGUCAAGAACAACAACUACCCAAGAAGCUACUACAAAUGUACACAUCAAGGAUGCAAUGUGAAGAAGCAAGUACAACGCCUUUCCAAAGAUGAAGGAGUUGUGGUCACCACUUAUGAAGGCAUGCACACUCAUCCUAUUGACAAGCCCACAGACAAUUUUGAACAAAUCCUCCAUCAGAUGCAUAUUAUUCCUCCCCAUUAAUUAUUCCUAUUUUAAUGCUUCCAAAUAAAUUAAAGGGGUCAUAUAUAAUCUGACGAGGCAGCCAAAAACAAGAGAUAAAUGCUGCUUGAAGAUCAUUAGAGUUGUAAGUGCAUCAAACAAAUGUAUAGUACUAUUUACUAUUGAUUAAAACAUAUGAGUUCUGGAGAUAUAAUUUUCCUAGUCGUUACUACACAUUAUUUCACGAAUAAUGCAUGGUUGCUGUGAAAAGAUUCUUUUUUAUUUGAUAUUCUCUUUUUGACUUUGGA
Messenger RNA from Nicotiana tabacum (common tobacco), 930 nucleotides. The record is from RefSeq and is a predicted model, not a curated record. Lineage: Eukaryota; Viridiplantae; Streptophyta; Magnoliopsida; Solanales; Solanaceae.